This is a messenger RNA of Vicia villosa (hairy vetch), 1163 nucleotides long. RefSeq names its product psbP domain-containing protein 4, chloroplastic. Gene Ontology annotation, molecular function: calcium ion binding. The record is from RefSeq and is a predicted model, not a curated record. The coding region runs from base 161 to 970 and encodes 269 amino acids. Gene Ontology annotation, cellular component: extrinsic component of membrane; photosystem II oxygen evolving complex; photosystem II. Lineage: Eukaryota; Viridiplantae; Streptophyta; Magnoliopsida; Fabales; Fabaceae. The transcript is spliced from 5 exons. Gene Ontology annotation, biological process: photosynthesis.
ACCAUCAAGUCCACAAAAGUCUUAUACAGUACUAGGUAACCUUAGCCUUUGUACCUCCGUUUCCACGUUAAUCUUCCCACUAGUUUUUACUCUGAAAUCUUGUUCUCUAAGAUCACCUAAUUAUAUUUUCUUAAUAAGCACUUCAUCAAUCUUCCUGGACAUGGCAACAGCCUUGUCCACAACCACUCUGCUUUCAUGGAGGAGAAACCCGCAGCAAAUGUAUUUCCAACCCUCUUCCAUGAAAAAUGAAAUUUCAAGAACUGUACCUGCUUCAGUCUCAAAAGACAGUUUUUCAAUCAAUGAAGAGAGUGAUCAAUGCACAACAUCUUUGUUGGUGAACAGAAGAACAGUUUUGGGUUCUGGAAUUUCCUUGUUGGGUUUCCCAGGAGUGAGUUUGGCUGUGGUUAAACAAGGUCUUCUGGCAGGGAGAAUUCCUGGUCUGUCUGAGCCAGAUAAAGAAGGUUGGAGGACAUAUCGCAGGCCAGAUGAGAAGUCAGGAGGACAUGGUGUUGGAUGGAGUCCUAUUAUUCCAUACACCUUUUCUGUGCGUCAAGAAUGGGAAGAGGUACCCGUAUCGAUAGCGGAUCUAGGUGGCACAGAGAUAGACUUGAGAUUUGUCAGCUCUAAGGAAGGACGUCUGUUUGUUAUUGUUGCUCCUGUUCUAAGAUUCUCCGACGAUCUUGGUGAUAAUGCUACAAUAGAAAAAAUUGGACCUCCAGACAAAGUGAUCAAUGCAUUCGGUCCAGAAAUGAUUGGAGAAAAUGUAGAAGGGAAGGUUCUUAGUUCAAGUGUAGCAGAGCAUGAAGGAAGAACUUACUAUCAGUUUGAGCUAGAGCCUCCUCAUAUUUUCAUUACUGCCACUGCUGCUGGCAACCGCUUAUACUUGUUUGGUGUAACCGGUAAUGGCCUUCAGUGGAAGAGACACUACAAUGAUUUGAAGAAGAUAUCUGAAUCUUUUCGAGUUGUAUAAUUGGAUUUUUCAAUGAAUCAAAAGCUUACCUGCAUGUAUGCAAUUUUCUGCAUCUGUAGAAUAGUAUACUGUUACACAGAAAUUCAUCACUACUUUUGCCCGAUUGGGAUUUCUGGGAUUUCUAUAAAUCAAGAGAUCAAAUCUGUAGAGUCUAUGUACAAUCAAUAUACCAAACAAUUUUGUUACAUUAUAA